Molecule: messenger RNA, 2138 nt
Organism: Boeremia exigua
Lineage: Eukaryota; Fungi; Ascomycota; Dothideomycetes; Pleosporales; Didymellaceae
Exons: 4
Coding region: 1-2058 (685 amino acids)
Source: RefSeq, a predicted model, not a curated record
AUGCGAGAUGCCCCUACGGUCUUUGUGUUGGUUCGCGGUUCUGAUGUUGGCCUGCGCACGGAAUCUGCGAUGAAUCAUUUUGUCGAACUCAGCUGUUACAACCCACACUCCGCCUUCUAUGUCGACAAGAUGAAUCCGUACAUCAACAACAAGGGCAUCAAGCCAACCAAUAGACUAGACAAGUUUAAUGUCUUACCCGAGAACAGCUUCAAGAACUGGGAAGAGCUCGCUGUUCACGCCGGUGUCGGUACGAAUAUCGAACAACCCUUCGGCAUGCGCAAACAGACCCACUGUGGCAGGGCAUCAGCGCAGCCUAUCCCACACUCGAAACUAGACAACGGCAUCCUUCUCGCUCUCUGCUUACAGUUUCAUGGGGAGGAUCCUCAACCCGAAGUGCCGCGCCUUACUGUCGGCGACCCGGUCACUGUCGACUUCUACCACUACAAGGAUUCAGUAGCAUCCCCACAUUUGUGGAGGGGCAAAGUUGUCGCGCCUGGCAUUGCUACCGCUAUCGGACAAUGCAAGCUGGACAAAUGCCCUUACAAGAUGACGGUUCGACACAACGAGGUGGCAAAGUACGCUGGCAAAGAGGAGCUACUCAAGGAACUUCGCGACCUCUUCCUGUGCAAGAACCAUGAGGGAAACUCCAACAAGUCACUCUACUACGACGUACUUGAGGAGGACAGCGACAAGUAUGCUUCAAUUCUUCCCGAACUACUCAAUUCGUCGAACCCGCUAUCCGUGACAUGCUCCAGCACGAGAUGGCUGACGUGUUCCAAGAUCUUUCUCUCGUACCCAACGCUCCCAGAGCAUCUCCCUCCGCGUCUCGACAAAGGCAAGGGUAGAGCUGUUGAGCCUAUUGCUGCUGAGCCUGUUGCGGCUGAUACUCCUCCCAUGGAUUCCGACGAUGAAGAGCCAGACGAGUACAAGGAAGGCCGCAUCACGCAUGCAUGCUUCCAGAACGAGACCGUGGACUACAGUUAUCACCAAUUCGUCAAGAUCCUGACCAAGGUCUGCGAACUGAUGGGAGUUCCCAUGAAGCUGUUCGUUCGCUGCCACUCAAUCCAAACCGAGCAAAAGGCUCUUCUUGCCAUGUUGGAUCCGGAAUUCGACCUCACCUUUAACGUCGAUGCACCGAAGAAGGACCCGAAAUUCAUCAAGCGGAAUGACCUCUUCAAGGGUGCCACAGUAGAACAUCUCCUCAACCACUAUCUCCGUCAUUACCAGACGACCUCCGACGGCAUCACGGAUCGGCGCUUCCAGAAAGCUCAGGGUUCCGCCGCUUGGGCCAUACUUCAGCCGGCACGCUUUCCUUCCACAAACAUUUUAGAGUCAUCAAGACUUGGACAACUCCUCCCUGUCGUGCACGCCGCUCGAGACCUUCGUACAGAGGGCAAGAUGUCCGCCGAAGCCAAGAAAGAGGUUUCACAAGCUUUCAAUGUCGCCUUCCGCUCAGUCAUGGAACGCGCUCCCGUAGUGUGCUGCACUGCUUCUAUUGCCGCCUCAAGUCGAUUUCAGUUGAUUCGACAAGCAAACGCUGUCUGCAUCGAGGAGGCUGGUCGCGGUACUGACCUAGACCUAAUGGGAUUCUUCUCUCACUAUUGGGACGCACGACGCUUCGUGGUGGGGUGUUGGAACCAGCUGGGACCCAACCCUUUCGGACCACAGCUCGAGAACCCGUUCCAGGCCCAGCUAUCCACUUCUCCUCUGGCACGAUUCCACAUCUCUGGCUUCCCGAUCAAAGAGCUAUCCCAGACCGCUCGUUUCACAAACAAGGAGAUGCUCGAACUGUGUCAGACUCUCAACAACGCUCCGAAUGUCACCGAAGUCCCAGGGUCUUUCGACAAUGCCAUUGCCGCCUCCAAAGAGACCGCCAAGGACUUGGUUUGGACGCCUUCAUCGCCCUCUCUCUCCGACACCGUCGAUUCAGACGACGCGGCAGCGCCGCCUGUCACUACCAGAUCGAAGCGUGCGCGGAAAAAGCAAGACAUCAGCCGCGCCAGCGAAGGGUUUUCGAUGUCCGGCCUGGAUAGGGACAUAUGCGGCGGUGACGGAUAAUCUGCGGCUGAGUAUCUGGUGGGCAGGCAUCGCUCGCUUCGUCAUGGGAAUAAGUGGCUAUAGAAUGCGGGUUGUGGUGU